AAUCCUGGGAGUUGGUGAUGUCAGACUCGUUGGGUCAUUUGAAGGUUAGCAGCCCGGGAAGGGUUCACCGAAAGUUCACUCGCAUAUAUUAGGCAAUUCAAUCUUUCAUUCUGUGUGACAGAAGUAGUAGGAAGUGAGCUGUUCGGAGGCAGGAGGGUCUAUUCUUUGCCAAAGGGGGGACCAGAAUUCCCCCGUGCGCGCUGUGCGAGGACUGGGAUGCCGAGGACGCGGGCGACCCGAGCUGGGUUGCUCUGGGCACCGUCGGGCUAAGCUCCGGACCGCAUUUGGAAGGCUUUUCGUCAGCGUUCGCUCCGAAGGAGAACUUGGAAUCUUUCUGGGAACCCCCCCUCCCCCCGCCCGGGCUGGAUUGGCCGAGCAAGCCUGGAAAAUGGUAAAUGAUCAUUUGGAUCAAUUACAGGCUUUUAGCUGGCUUGUCUGUCAUAAUUCAUGAUUCGGGGCUGGGAAAAGGACCAACAGCCUACGUGCCAAAAAAAGGGGCAGAGUUUGAUGGAGUUGGGUGGACUUUUCUAUGCCAUUUACCUCCACACCUAGAGGAUAAGCACUUCCGCAGACAUUCGGUGCAGGGGAGAUCAUGUUUGACUGUAUGGAUGUUCUGUCAGUGAGUCCUGGGCAAAUCCUGGAUUUCUACACGGCGAGUCCGUCUUCCUGUAUGCUCCAGGAGAAAGCUUUCAAAGCAUGCAUCAGUGGAUUGACCCAAACCGAGUGGCAGCAUCGGCACACUGCUCAAUCCAUCGAAACCCAGAGCACCAGCUCUGAGGAACUGGUCCCGAGCCCCCCGUCUCCGCUUCCUCCCCCUCGCGUGUAUAAGCCCUGCUUCGUCUGCCAGGACAAAUCAUCAGGUUACCACUAUGGGGUCAGCGCCUGUGAGGGGUGUAAGGGGUUUUUCCGCAGAAGUAUUCAGAAGAACAUGAUUUACACUUGUCACCGAGAUAAGAACUGUGUUAUUAAUAAAGUCACCAGGAAUCGAUGCCAGUACUGCCGACUCCAGAAGUGCUUUGAAGUGGGAAUGUCCAAAGAAUCUGUCAGGAAUGACAGGAACAAGAAAAAGAAGGAGCCUUCCAAGCAGGAAUGCCCAGAAAGCUACGAAAUGACAGCCGAGCUGGAUGAGCUCACAGAGAAGAUCCGCAAAGCUCACCAGGAAACCUUCCCCUCGCUCUGCCAGCUGGGCAAGUACACCACGAAUUCCAGCGCUGACCAUCGCGUCCGGCUGGACCUGGGCCUCUGGGACAAAUUCAGCGAGCUGGCCACCAAGUGCAUUAUCAAGAUCGUGGAGUUUGCUAAGCGUCUGCCUGGUUUCACUGGCUUGACCAUCGCAGACCAGAUCACCCUGCUCAAGGCCGCCUGCCUGGACAUCCUGAUUCUUAGAAUUUGCACCAGGUACACCCCAGAGCAAGACACCAUGACUUUCUCAGACGGCCUCACCCUCAAUCGAACUCAGAUGCACAAUGCUGGAUUUGGGCCUCUCACCGACCUCGUGUUCACCUUUGCCAACCAGCUCCUGCCUUUGGAAAUGGACGACACAGAAACGGGCCUGCUCAGUGCCAUCUGCCUUAUCUGUGGAGACCGCCAGGACCUAGAGGAACCAACAAAAGUAGAUAAGCUACAAGAACCAUUGCUGGAAGCACUGAAAAUUUACAUCCGAAAAAGACGACCCAGCAAGCCUCACAUGUUCCCAAAGAUCUUAAUGAAAAUCACAGACCUCCGCAGCAUCAGUGCAAAAGGUGCAGAACGUGUCAUUACCUUGAAAAUGGAAAUUCCUGGAUCAAUGCCGCCUCUUAUUCAGGAAAUGCUGGAGAAUUCGGAAGGACAUGAACCCUUGACCCCAAGUUCAAGUGGUAACCCAGCGGAACACAGUCCCAGCAUCUCACCCAGCUCCGUGGAAAACAGCGGGGUCAGUCAGUCGCCACUGGUACAAUAGGAGCUUCCAGCUACUUCAGACAUUCCCCAGUACCUUCAGUUCCAGGAUUGAAAACGCAAGAACAAACAUUCUUACUGCUGCUUAGUUUUUGGACUGAAAAUAUAUUAAAACUCAAGAAGGACCAAGAAGUUUUCAUAUGUAUCAAUAUAUAUCCUCCUCACUGUGUAACUUAGAAAUACAAACUCCUCAACUUCUACAAAUCAGCCAUUUUGUGCAACCAGAAACUAGCUAAAGCUUCUAUUUUCCUCUUUGAACAUUCAAGAUUGCAUGGCAAAGAUCCGGUCAAAAUGAGUUACCCCUGGUUAAUUUUCUGAAGACUCUGUACAUACAGCAAUGUUCUUUCUAUACUGUAUGUUUGGUGCUUUCCUUUUGUCUUGCAUAUUCAACCUCACCAAGAUACCCAGGUUAUGAAAUAGACUACUGUCCACGUAAGAAGAGUUAACAAAAGAUACUUGUCUUGCUUCUGUGGGAUAAUCAAGACAUCAAGGUAAGGAAACAGGACUGUUGUACAGUGUGACAAUUUAAAGGUAUUCUAAUUUAGUUAGUAUGGAAGCUUGUCCUUGCUCUUUGAUGCUCUCCAAUUGCAUCUUUGUUUCAUGUUGCCCAGUAAGUAUACAAAUCCACUGUACUAGCAGAGAAAAUUCUGUAUCAGUGUAACUGCCAGUUCAGUUAACCAAAUGUCAUUUGUCCAAUUGUUAUUGUCACUUUAAAUUGAAAGUGGUUUAUUGUUUAAUGACAACUACAUGGUUUUAAAAGAAAAGAACACUACAUUUUUACAGUAAUGAUAGCCUCCAAGGCAAAAACACUCUUCAGUGUUAACUUUGUGUUUACCUGUACACAAGCCAUUAGGGGAAUUUCAUGGGCUAAUUAGUAGGCUGGUCAGCACCUGACCCAUGGACAACUAGUGUCCUUCCUGAGUCAUGCCUGAUACUGGGAUUUUUUUUCCUCCAGCCUUCUUGAUGCCACGGGGUUUGUAUGAACCCCCCGAGGCAUGGGCACAGAGUCGGCCUCCUCUGCCCUUGUUCGGUCACUAUGAAGCAGAGUGAAAGCUGUAGUAGAGUGGUAACAGAUACAAGGGCCUGUUCCUUAGUUCUCAUUUAAGCACUAGUGCAUUUUUUUUCUUGGUAUAUUAGCAAGUCUGUGAUGUACUUUCACUGGCUGUUUGUACAUGGAGAUUGUUUAACGAUGCUUUCUAUGUUCAUAUACUGUUUACCUUUUUCCAUGGAGUCUCCUGGCAAAGAAUAAAAUAUAUUUAUUUUAAA
Ochotona curzoniae (black-lipped pika) is the source of this 3201-nucleotide messenger RNA. It is a transcript of the gene RARB, whose product is annotated as retinoic acid receptor beta. Gene Ontology annotation, molecular function: zinc ion binding; RNA polymerase II cis-regulatory region sequence-specific DNA binding; nuclear glucocorticoid receptor binding. Gene Ontology annotation, cellular component: nucleus; transcription regulator complex. Gene Ontology annotation, biological process: regulation of transcription by RNA polymerase II; cellular response to corticotropin-releasing hormone stimulus; retinoic acid receptor signaling pathway. The coding region runs from base 593 to 1939 and encodes 448 amino acids. The transcript is spliced from 8 exons. Lineage: Eukaryota; Metazoa; Chordata; Mammalia; Lagomorpha; Ochotonidae. The record is from RefSeq and is a predicted model, not a curated record.